UACAUGUGUGUAUGUAGUACUAUAUGACGAUUACAUUAUUUGUGGCAUGAGCAGCGCGGAGUAGCGCCUGCAGUGGCUGCUGGUGUACUACACGGCACUGAUCUAUAUAAUAUUCCCACUGACAUAUAGGUAUACUACCUGCACAGACAGGCGCACACGCAUAUGUUACUUUUGCAAAAGAAAAAGUAGAGACCAGCGGAGUGUCCGAACGGAGUUGCGCACCCGCGACUCCACGUCGUUGUUGGCUGUUGCUGCACACCACUCGUUGCGGAUUUCAGCUAAUUGUAAACUUGAUCGCUUCUCCAGUCGACGAGUUACAUACGCAGGUUUAUCUUUCUAUUUUACAUAUUUGCAUGAGUGUGCGUGCGAGUGCGGGACCUCUACGAGAAGAAGGCACGUUCGAAAACGUCAACAAUUGCCAAAUAAUGAAGAAUUCGCAGCGUGUUAAUGAGUGUGUGUGACUUGGUACGAGCAUCGUUGCAACGACACUCACAUACACGCGCGUUCAUGUCAACUGCGUGCAUGAGAGAGCUAAUAAUAAUCGCGCAACAGUGCAGACUUGUACAGUGUCAAAGACAAACGUCCAGCUGCAAACGCACAACUCGACGUUGCGCUUCGUACUGCAGCAACCUCGAGCUCUCAGACUCGUCAGCUGGAGGAAAGAGUCAAGCUCCCAAGGCGCCGUAGGCGUAGCAACGCCUGGUGCUGGCCCAGACGAAAGCGCAAGUCCUCGAACUCGUCUUCGUCGGCUGCUGCCUUAGCUUCAGCAACAGCAGCGGCAACGACAGCAACAGCCCUUGCUAAUAAUCGUUUGCAACGAUUAAGACGACAAUCUAAGACAACGGCCAACACUAUGGCCGCUAACAACACUCUCUUGGCAGCAUCAUUAGCUGCUAACAUUGCCUCUACGACUCCCAGUACUGUGAGCGAUGUCAAACUUCAAAAUGCUGGUGGCAAGAAGGGCUGGCUCUUUAAGUGGACUAACUAUCUUAAGGGCUAUCAAAGGAGGUGGUUCGUUCUUUCUGAUGGCAAGCUUUCUUACUACAGGGCCGAACCGACGGGGGGUCUAAAGAUUUCGACGAGACGCAAGCGGAGAGCUGGCAGAGCCUCCGAAAAUCCAGGAGAAAUGUCGCACACGUGUCGAGGUACCAUAAUGCUGCACGGCGCCCUCAUACACACCGUCGACGCGAGUACCUUCGUCGUGAGUAACGGCGGCACCCAAACGUUUCACAUCAAAGCCGCGACAGAGGUCGAGCGCCAAGAAUGGGUCACCGCACUCGAACUCGCCAAGGCCAAAGCUAUACAAGCCAUGGAAACAGAAGAGGAAGAAGACGAGUUUCAGGAGAGCGAGAAUCAAAGGGGCGACGGACACGUCUCGACGCAAAUCAAAGAUCUGACUAAGAAACUGGAAACGCUGCAGAACUGGAACGAUUUGCUGACGAAGCGCGGCACUAUGCUGCAGCGAGCCCUUGGCGAGCUCGAGACCCUCGAAGCGUUGAGUCCCGAAGCCACUGCCAAGAUCAAAGUCGUCAACGAGAAAGCGGCGCAGUUCAAAAUUGCCGCUAGCGCUAUGAUCAAGUCCAGCGACGAGUAUCUGACGCUAGCUCAGCAGCAGGAGCCCAAGUGGAAGCGCAUGCUGCAGCACGAGCGCGACCAAAAGGUGCGCAUCGAAAAAAUGGUCGAGCAGUUGGCACGACAGCAUUCGCAUCUCGAGGAAGCGGCACAGCACGCACUGCCACCUCCUGCGCUCGCGUCGCAUCGAUCCAGCCACGUUGGAGCGAACACGUCACCGAGCGAAGACGACGAAGACAACGCGGAAUUCUACGACGCGCAGGAGAGCGGUGACACGUUUACACUGAGCUUGCAGCCGGCCGAGGAGGAAGCAGUCGAGCGAGCCGAGCGCGAGCGCAACGAUUCGCAGGCCAGUGACGAUGGCUCGUCCAGCGAAGGCGAUCCUAACAAUCUUCUCUCGACCAAUCAAUCCGACUCGUAUCUCUCUUUGACCAGCGAACAGCAGCGCGAGCAACAGCAACAGCAGCAACAGCAGCAAUUGGUACCUAAAUCCCCUACUGGCACUAGCGAAGUCGACGCAACGGCUUGGCAAUCGAACAAUGGCAGUAACGUGGUUGGCGUGUCCGGGCUGAGCUCGAGCACGACGCCGACCUCGACGGCCGUGGUCAAGCGCAAGCGACGCACGCGUGUCCCCGACAAACCCGAGUAUCCGCUCAAUCUCUGGAGCAUAAUGAAGAACUGCAUUGGCAAGGAGCUGUCUAAGAUACCGAUGCCUGUAAAUUUUUCCGAGCCGCUCAGUAUGCUCCAGCGACUCACCGAGGAUUAUGAAUACGCGGAGAUUCUCGACAGAGCUGCGGAGUGUACGGAUAUUUGCGAGCAGAUGGCCUACGUAGCUGCAUUCACAGUGUCGGCCUAUUCGACCACAGCUUCGCGCACGGGUAAGCCGUUCAAUCCGCUUCUCGGCGAAACGUACGAAUGCGAUCGUACCGACGACCUUGGUUGGCGCGCUGUGUCCGAGCAAGUCUCGCAUCAUCCGCCGAUGGUCGCCCAGUACUGUGAAGGCCGUGCCUGGAGAUGUUGGCAGGAGUUCACCAUGUCGUCCAAAUUUCGUGGCAAGUACUUGCAGAUCAUUCCUCUUGGCACGGCACAUCUGGAAUUCAAAAAUGGUCAGAGUCACUACACGUGGCGCAAAGUUACAACGACUGUGCAUAACAUCAUUGUCGGCAAGCUUUGGGUUGAUCAGAGCGGUGACAUGGACAUAGUUGAUCACAAGCAGGGUAUCAAGUGCCAUCUAAAAUACAUACCUUAUUCCUAUUUCUCUCGAGACAGUCAGAGAAAAGUCAAAGGUGUCGUUAUGAACGCCGAAAAAGAAGUCAAGUGGGUAAUUCAAGGUACCUGGGAUACAAAGAUUGAAAUUGCUCCAGUGAUCAGUACUUCGGGUAGUCCCGAUAAUCCAGUUUACAAAACCGGCCCUUAUGUUUGCGCUUGGAAACGACGCAUGCCAGCGGAAGAUUGCGACAAGUUUUAUUACUUUACGGAAUUAGCUUGUCAGCUAAAUGAACCCGAGGACAAUACGGCGCCGACGGAUUCGCGCCUGCGUCCAGAUCAGCGUCUCAUGGAAAAUGGUCAAUGGGAUGAAGCUAAUACCGAAAAACUACGUCUGGAAGAAAAACAACGCGCGGUACGCAGGGCCCGUGAAAACGAAGUAGAACAACUAGCCGCACAAGGUAUACCGUACACGGGAUACGAACCGAUCUGGUUCAAAAAACAACACGAUCACUUCACGGACAGUUUGUGCCACAUGUACAGCGGUCAGUAUUGGGACUGUAAGAGCAAACAGGACUGGACACGGUGUCCGAACAUUUUUUAGUUCAGCUCGUAUUGAAAAAUCAUACAUGUGUUGAUUCGUUAACUUUUUUUUAAUCGACAUGCAAUCAUGUACCGCCCAGCAAUUGCUAAUGUAAACAUUUUAAAAGACGUAAACUCAGUGAUACCCGAUAUUGCGAUACUAUCGCUUCAAUAAAUCAUAGAUUGUAUGUUUCAAAAAACAGUACCAUUUAGUAACAUGUUUAUGCGGACGGAUCAACUGCGCUGCAAAGCCGCGCGUAACAUUCACUGCUUUUUCAAUCAAAACCGAGUCAAUAGUAGGGCUAAUUUUUUUAUGAACGUUUGCACCAAACAAACUGAUUUGAGAAGUGAAUAUAUUUACUAUUUAAAUAGAAAGAAUUUAUUAUGAGUGAUGUUAAAAAUGAAGAAGUUGAAAAGUAAUGUACACUAAAUGUCAUGAAAUAUCAACGAUUAUUUAUGAUUUUCUUGUAAAAAAGUCAAUCUUUCGUUGUCUCUUUACUAUUCAAGACUUCUUUCUUACACUUAAUAUAUAUUUUUUCAAAAAAUAUUUCAAUUAAUUUUAAGGAUAAAUCCUUAAAAAAUAUCACUGCGAGAAUUGUACAGACUUGACAUUAAAGAGUGUAGUAAAGCUAGGCUUUCUCAUUUAGUAUUAAUGCCAAUUAAUUUGUGUACUAAAUGAGAAUAAAAGCUACCCCAUUGAAACUCACGCUAGGGCUUCUAUAUUUUUGAAAUCGCAAGCUUUUUAAUUUGAACCGCAGCUCAAGUUCUGAAAAAAAUUAUUCGAAGUUGUGUACAUUAUGAGCUGCGUUUGUAACUUAAAUAUAAUUUUUGAAUAGGUUUGUUGAAGUUUAUUAAAAUGAUUAUUACUCAAAGUUAAAA
This is a messenger RNA of Trichogramma pretiosum, 4239 nucleotides long. It is a transcript of the gene Osbp, whose product is annotated as oxysterol-binding protein 1. Gene Ontology annotation, cellular component: intracellular membrane-bounded organelle; membrane; cytosol. The coding region runs from base 854 to 3382 and encodes 842 amino acids. Gene Ontology annotation, molecular function: sterol binding. Lineage: Eukaryota; Metazoa; Arthropoda; Insecta; Hymenoptera; Trichogrammatidae. The record is from RefSeq and is a predicted model, not a curated record. The transcript has 11 exons.